This is a messenger RNA of Porites evermanni, 13573 nucleotides long. The record is from the annotation of a GenBank genome assembly. NCBI's taxonomy places the organism in Eukaryota, Metazoa, Cnidaria, Anthozoa, Scleractinia, Poritidae.
CAGACUACCUGGGAUGAAGUUCAUGAAUCGUUUGAUCAUAUGAAAUUGAAAGAAAAUCUACUGCGAGGAAUUUAUGCAUACGGGUGAGUUUUUUUUAAAAAAACUGUUUGUCGAAAUAAAUUGAAUUUGAACAAAGUUCAUUCAGGCACAUGAGCUUUUAAGCGUAUAUCAUUAUAAUAAUGUAAUACCAGUUUAUGGCGUUUGCAGCUUUGAGAAACCAUCAGCAAUUCAACAAAGAGCAAUAGUCCCAUGCUGUAAAGGUUAGUAUAAAUAUUGUAAUUUUAUUGAACAUUUUCAUGACUUUAGCUUGCUUUAUUACUUUACAAUGGAACGCAAGCGAAAAUUUAACUUUCCUAUUUUUCAAAUGUAAUAAAUUACUAAUGGGGCUCUUUUUAAGCUUUAAAAAAUAGUGACCUCUCUUUAUUGAUUUUACGUUAACGGCGAAAAAUCAGCCUUCGCUGAAAACUUUCUCUGUUACAUUUGACUGUUGACGUUUCUGGCUUCUUGCUAGAAAUGGCAUCAGAUACCAUGGCUAGUGAAAUGGUAAUGAUUUGUUCGUCCGAACCAGUCAAAUGUAGAAACGCUUGAUGUUAUUUGUACUUGAAGAACCUUAUUUUACUUUGAGUUAUAACAACAGAAUUGAAAUGAUGCGUAACAGGCAAAGUAGAGACAAAAUAUAUCUUAAAAAACCCAUGAAUUUCUAUUAAAAAAGAAAAGAAGAACCAGAGGGGGCUCAACAAAUCAACAACAGUUUUCCAUGGUCUGUAGUGUUAGGGCUAGGUUCCAUCCAAACGCUAAAGUCGUUCCAAUGCUAAAAAAUAGUUCAGCGAUCUGGCGGUUGAUGGUUUCCAUGUGAUUGCUGUGAUCGCCAUGAUCCACAAGAAGGUGAACGAAGAUCAAGGAGAUCUGUGUCUGACAACAUCUUUCACUCCAUUCAGUUCACAUUCAUGGUAGCACCACCUCUCUUCUGGAACUACAGUCAUACCUUUUUACAUCUUCCUAAAAGAGGCCAAAUUACAGUGGAACCUCAAUUUAACACACCUCUACGUAAUGAAGUCCUUGGUGUACUAAACGAUUUUCUUCAGCCUGGCCAAAAUUACAAUAAAAUGAAUGGAACAGAACUUUGAUAUAACCAACCUUAAUUUAAUGACAUCCUCAGUAUAAUGAACACCAUCCAGAAAAGCAAAUGCAAAAUAUACCUGGAUUAUAACAAAUAAAUGUCAACACAUGACUGAAAGGUAGCUAAAGAUGAAUGCCAAAACAAACCAACGAGGACAAAAUUUAUGUGUACAGUACUUUUAAAUAGUUUUCUUUGCCUGUUCUUGUGUUUCUAGUGCCGUAGCUACGUUCAGCCCUAAACUGACACAAUAGCUUUGUUUACAAAUGUUUAUAACAGAAACUGGUCAGAUCCAGAAAUACUGGGAAUAAGUUAAUCGUUAACUAUUCCUCAAUAUAAUGUACAAAUUUCCCCAGCCCCUUGGCACUUCAUUAAAUCAAGGUUUCACUGUACCCAGACUCGUACCCAGUGGCUUUUUAUGUGUUUUUUGGGGGUGAGAGAAGAUUGGGGUCAGGUUGAGGCGCAUGGGAACUUAUCAGAAGGGACGAAGGAAAAAUAGCGACCAGCAGGUUUUGUUUCAAUAUGGUGGCUUGGGAAGAAAGCUCAUUGUCAGGCGAUGUAAGUAAGGCCUUAAAUGAAGGGCCAUUAGCUUGCCCACACUGCAGCUGUAUUGCAAAUAAUGUCUUUGAAACAACUUCAGAAUACCCGGCCACAAACUUUUGUGUCAAGUUUGGUGAUAUCUUCCAAAAAAUGAACAGUAUUUCAAGCUUUAUACAUACAAGGCAAUUCAAGGUUCGGUCAUUCCAGCUUCAUUUUUGGAUGUAGCACACACUUAUUCAGACAAACUUCGUGGGGAUGAAACAAGAGCCUUUCUGGGACGCAUUUGCCACCACCAUUUCAUGAAGGUAGGAAUUCAAGAAACAGUGCUCUCUUACAUUGAUGUGGUUGAUUCUACAUGUAUUAACUUGCCUGUUAUAAAUUAUUAAUUAUAAUUUCUUUCUGCAACAUCAAGAUGACCCAUCGUUUGUGGAAAGCUGGCGGAAGCUGCAAAACUUAUCGGGCUUUGUUUCCUGCAGGGCUGCAUGGCUAGUUGCAUGGCUCCAUGAAACGAAAUCUGCAAGUCGCUAUUUUUCCUUCGUCCCUUCCCAGGAGUCCCUGCACACCUCAACCUAACCCCAAUCUUCCCUCACCCUAAAAACACAUAAAUAGUGACUUGGUACGAGUUUGCACUGUACCUGCUUUCUCAGCAUUCAUGGUGGCAGAAAUCUUGAAAUGAAUGAGCAUCCAUGGCGCUCUUUGUUAUUUUUGCUGUGGUUAUGAUCGCUGAAGAGUGGUUUGCAUAUAAUUGCUGCAAUUGCCAUGGAACAUUUUUUCUAGCAAUAGCAGGGAUCGUAUGGAAACCAGGGUUUAUCGACCAUAGAAGAGAGGUCAAAAUUUUCAAAACUUAAGUGUAACCACCUGCCUCAGAUAAGUGGUUGCCAAGCAAGGUUUUGAACCUUUUGAUUCCAUUUCUGUUGUUGAUUUAAGCAAUAGAAAACGUUUUCCGUGUUUGCAUAGCCUGAUAUAAACAUGAGAGGGGUAGAAUUCUCCCAGCGCCUCGAGUGUUUAUAUCAGGCUAUGCAAACACAGGAACAAAGUUUUCUAUUGCUUUUAUAAAAUAACUUUCCCGAGAAAAAAACGCAAAACUCUUUGUAUGGCACUGAUUAAAAGAGAAAUUCUUACCAGUCGCAAAAUCUUGUCCACGAAGUCUUGCACGCGUAAUCAGUUCUUGUUUUGCAAAAAGAUGCUUUGCAAAAUACGGAUUUUUCUCGCUUAAAACGGUCAGCUUAAGCGAAGAAAAAUGUACACACCUUCUUCGUAACGAUUUUCCAAGUUUUAGCCGACGAAGGAAUGGGUAAAUAAAGUAAACGUUUUGAGUUUUGAACUCGAAAACUUGUUCAAAUUUGUGCUUGCGUGACUAGCACGCGAAAAGCCAAACAACUUGACGCCACAGCCAUGUUUACAUACUCUGAUGCAAACACUCCUCUCGGCCAAUCAGAGCACGCGUACUAUCUUAGUUAUUUUAUAAAAGAGUAUAGGCCAUGGAAAAUUCUUGUUGAUUUGCUUCUAACAAUAACAUUGACAGUUUUUGAUGUCUAUUAUGGUUGAAGAUUCUAAGAAAAUCGCAUGUGCUAGAAACAGAAAACAAAUUGCUUCUAUUAACGAUAACUGUUGACCAAUCAAUGCAUGAUAAAUCUCUCGGUUAUUGUAAAAUAACAUUUAGUUGUAAGAGUAGUUUUUAAAGCAAUAAGCAUACUGUAAAUGAUAAAAUUGAUGCAAGUUUCAAAUCCAGGGGAUGACGUGUAUUCAUGCAAAGUUCAGAUGGGGCUGUGCUUUGUCAUACUUUUUGUAAACACUUUCCAUAAUUUACAUAAACUAGCAGUAGCCAUUGGGUAGGAAGUGCGGGCGAACAUUUGGGUUCACCUUGGAGUAGCGAUUGAUGAAAACUGCUUUAAUAAUUGUGUAGGUAAAUCAGAGAAAGCCCUUUCACAAAAGGAAUCACUGCAGAUCAUGAAAACUGGAUUGAACGACAUAGUAGACAGGACUUAUAUUUAAUUCAAGGAUUUUAUUCACAGUUGGUUAGAUACAAUUAGCCUGCGAAUGGUGAGGAGUGAGAAGAGAUGGCUCUAUUCGCUGGCAAAGAUACAUUGAAACAGUAAUGUGUGUCACCAGUAAUAGUGUGUGUACAUGCGGUCAUACUGCAAGAAGUCUUAUUAUUUCAUCGAACAUUCAGUCCAUUUUCAAUGACCAAAAACCCUUGAUAUGCAAUAGAUAAUAUUGAAACAGCUAAAAUUAACACCAGAGUUUAAAGCUUAUUGAAGCUUUUAGAUGACAAGCAACGUAACAUACUUGGAAACGUUAAAAAUAUAAAAACCAUGCACUGUAGUGAAACGUGAAUAAACUUGAUUAACAUUGAUUUCUAGACUUGCUAACACUCCUCUGCUUUCAUUUUCCUGGGUGAAUAGAUUUCAGGCCUAGAAGGUGAAUCGAAAAGUCUCUCAUUUAGUACAGUGCUUGUGUACCUGCAUUACGUGUGCUUGCAAAUCAUAAUAAUGAUUGUUGUGUCACUUGCAUGUGCAUUCAUGUGAUUAACGUGACAUCAGACGAACCUUAAAUGCAACACCAGGGCCUUCGUGGCGACAUAUCAUGCAUUAUUAGUCGGUACAACACGGGCAGCCCAAGAAUGUGGACAGAUUCGGAGAAAAGCUCGCUAUAGAGUCCAAUGAAUGCCACUCACCAAGAAUAGGUUGUGGGCUCCUUUUGUUGCCUGUAAAAAAUUCCUAAAAAAUUCCCCACCCUUUAACCCUUUAAGCCCCAAUAUCCACAUACAAAUUCUCUAAACUAAUCUCUAUACAUUUCGUUCAUGGAUGGGUUGAGAGAAUUUGAUAAAAGAUCAAGGCAUUUUCUCUUAGGUGAUCAAUUUAUUAAUUCUCAUAACCUAAUCUCUGGACAAUCUAUGGAUAUGGUUAGGAGAAAAUUGAUGUUGGUCACCAUUGGGACUUAAAGGUUAACUGCAUAUACCCAGCAACUUGAAAUUUUAGUGACAGCCCUGUAUUUUCGAUGAAGAUGGAAUAGUUGCUGGUGUUGAAGAAGUUGCACCUUUAUUGUUAGGAGAAAAUAUAUGUUGGUCACUAUUGGGACUUAAAAGAUUAAGGAGUGUUAUGGGAUGCCCAGAAGGCAUGAGCAGGAUCUGAUAUUCUCCCAUAAUACUCCUUAAAUCUGAUAAAUUCAUGAUAGCCGCCAUAUCGGUAAAAAGGUCUAUUUUCAGAGGCUGUUGCAAUUGCUACUUUUGAGACAUACGGCUGAAAAUUGAAGGGAUACCUAAUGUAUACUCUUUCAGCUGAGUGAGUUCUCCUUACAAAUCCUUAAUUCUGAAAUUUUUAAACUUUUUUAAGUCUCUCCUUUAUGCAUUUCAGGUCUCAAAUUGCCUGUUAUUAAUAUUAUUAAAAGGAGUCUUGAACCCUGUAAUGCUUUUAAAGGAAAAAAAUUUCACAACAGAUUGAAAAUUUCGAAAUUUAGAAGGAUUUGUAUGGAAAACCAUUCAAGCAUGACUGUGUGGCAAAAGUUGUUUUUCUCAUACAAAUCCUUCUAAUUUGCGGCAGCUUUUGCAAUCACUACUUUUGAGGUAUAUGGCUGAAAAUUAAGAUACCUUAUGUAUGCUCUUUCAGUUGUGCUAACAAAAUUGUUAGUACUGUUUUUAUGUUUACCAAAAGUGAACACGUGAUCAACUAAUGCAAAAGGCCUAUUGUUUUAUCACACACCAAUAGCGAUAGUUGUCCAUGAUAUGGACUGGGUUUGAGUCUAAUAAUGCCGUGUCAACUUUUUUCUUUCAAACAGUUUCUCUUAUUUGCUUGUUUGGCCAAGCAAGAGUGAUCCUUUAAUGUAGGCCGCCUAUUAAACAUGAUACGACUUUCUUAUUGCAGUUUUGUUUUACAGGACUUGAUGUCAUUGCUCAAGCGCAGUCAGGUACUGGAAAAACUGCCACAUUCUCAAUUGCUAUUCUUCAGCAGCUUGAUGUAACAUCUCGCCGGUGCCAAGCCCUUAUUUUGGCUCCAACCAGGGAGUUAGCCCAGCAGGUAUUUGUACUCAGUAUUUCUUCUACCUAAAAAGAUUAGGGACCUGACAAUCCUUAAAAUGACAUUCAUUACCUGUAAUACUUCUUGUAACAUAUUAACAAGUAUGUUGUUGCAAUAUUUCAGUGUGUGCAGGGGUUUCAUUAGGGGCCAGACACCAGUGAAAUUGACCAGCUGUGAAUGCAGCUUUGCCGGCUGCUUAAGGUGUUACAAAAGGCUAAAACGCUUAGAAAAACAAGCAUUUUUGAUGACUUUCCCCUAUUUUGGUGAAAAAUUAUGUAGAAGGUUGUUAAGUUAAUUUCCUGUAGAUUCAAAAUCAUAAUUAGAGAUCAUAAUUAGCAAAUUAGCUAAUUGCUACCUAUUUGAUGCUCUUUAAGGUAGCUCCAAAACAGUUUUUUGUGUUGUUUUUUGUAGAUUCAGAAAGUUGUGAUUGCUCUGGGUGAUUACAUGGAUGCCCGGUGUCAUGCCUGUAUUGGUGGAACCAAUGUCAGAACGGACAUCAAAACGUUGAAAGAAGAGGGAACUCACAUUGUUGUUGGAACUCCAGGCAGAGUUUUUGACAUGAUAUCAAGAAAUGCCCUUCGUGAGUCUCUCCUUGUUUUAUAGGUGCUACGAGAAGAAUUGUUAUAUUCCUAGACUUUCACUCAACUAAACAGGGACAGUCAUUGUCUGAUUCUUUGUCACAUGGCCUUGACUAAAAUCAAAUGUAUCGCGAUUGUGAUACAUUAAGCAAUGUACCCUGCUUGGGAUACAUUACAGCAUGUGAUCAAAGCAUGGUGGAAAGUGGCGUGACAGAAGGCAGGAAAAAAACCCUGCCAGUUUUCUUUUUCGUGAAUGAACACAACAACACAAACAUGAAGCCUCAAGCUGAAAAGCAACAAUUUUCAAAGUUAUCCAAGAAGAGAAACAGCAGCUAGUGGAUGAAAAAAAUGCGGAUAAUAUAAGGAAAGUACUUUGUAAAUCAUUCAUUCAGUGGUUUUUGAGAAUUAAAUUUGUGUUCUUAAAAGUACCAAGUCUACUGUUUUGAUUCGCUCUGCUUAAGCGUAUUCUUUUGUUGCUGCUGAAGUACAUUGAAUUGAAACUCUAGAAAUAUAACAAAACACUUAAUGUCAGGUCCCUCGGGAAACCAGUUAGUUUCGUUUUCCCUCGUGGACUUCAUCUCGGGAAACAUCAGGACUCUUGGGAAAACAGUACUAAUUAAGUGUAUAUUAAUACCCUAUUCUCUUGUGUACAGGUUGUGCCUUAUUUGGGUUACAAUGGCAUUGUAGACUGAUUUUUGGGCAAAUAGUAAUAAUUGUACUAACAGAAAUUGCAAUCUUUGUUGUCAAGAAACUGAUACUAUCAAGAUGUUUGUUUUGGAUGAAGCUGAUGAAAUGUUAUCAAGAGGCUUCAAGGAUCAGAUAUAUGAUGUUUUUCAAAAGAUACCUUCCAGUGUACAGGUGAGGAAAAGAUGCAUUCUGGCCUUGUGUCAUCAUAUCAACUCAAACAAGUGUGGUCCACAAAAUAAGCACCACCUUUAUCAGCAAAAAUACAUGUACAGUCAACUCCCUCUAAGAUGGACACCUCUGGGACCAGCAAUAAGUGUCCGUCUUAGAGAGAUGUCCGUCUUAUAGAGAGUCAAAUAAAGGAAAUAAAGAAAGGCAGGGACCAAUUCUGGGUGUCUGUUUUACAGAGGUGUCUGUCUUAUAGAGGUGUCCGUUAAGAGAGAGUCGACUGUAUUAAUAAGUGCCAUGCGGCAGGUCGAGCACAGUCUUGACUGCGGGGUGGAAGAUCAUGGGUGCGAUUCCUGGGACCAGACCAAUACUCGGGGUCUUUAAAAAAAAAAAGGGAAAUGAAGGCACCCCCUGUGCCCUGCAAACAGCUAGACCUUUGCGUGGCUCAGAUGAGCAGGUAAAAUUUUAGAAGGAGACAUAAAAAAUAGAGUCCUCAAUUGGUAGUUUCGUGCUAAAUACAUUAACUCUCAAAUAAAGAACAUUGCAUUACUUCAUUUCUGAGUAGGGGUUGCAUUCUUCCAAUAACAAUGUGACACUGAUUAAUUUGUCACACUCUUUAAUGUUGAAUUAAUUACUACCAUUUUAACUUAUUUUAGUCUAUGCUUGUCAGGUUUUGUUGCUUUCAGCUACAAUGCCCCAAGAUGUUUUGGAGGUGACCAAAAGAUUUAUGCGUGAUCCAGUUCAAAUCUUAGUCAAAAAAGAAGAAUUAACCCUUGAAGGUAUCAAGCAAUUUUACAUCCAUGUAGAAAAAGAGGUGGGUGAAUUAUGUUCCAUAGUAGAUAUAUUUUUAAAGUUGAAACCUUCGUAAAAGUGAUCACAAAAUGCCAAAGCUUUUGUCUGCUUUGUAGAGUUGGAUUUUGUUGUAAGUUAGGUGCAAAAUUCUUGAAAAUUUUUGGCUUGGCCCAUUCAUCCCUGGACCGUCCGUAACUGUCCAUGUGGAUCCACGUCUCUUCUAUCACUUUUGAUGUCAUCAGUUUUAAGGGUCAUGAACAACUUUGUCAGCUAGCUUGUGCAGGGUCAAGAGAUCUUUCAAACCACACAAGAACUAGCCUUGCCAAAAGGCGAACUCACUGGGCUGCUUACACUAGACAGGAACAAGAAUUGCCGAAAGGCGAUUUUUAACUGGGCUGCCAAUGGGCUAUUUUUUCUGAGGGGAAGGGGCGGCUAUACAUACUCAGGCUACAAUAAAACCUUGUCGCCGACCAUUGCAUGAGAGAGAAUCUCAUGUGAGACUGAAACAUAAACUCAUUCAGAACAUUGUACCCUUUUGAAAGACGUUCAUAACAAAAAAAAUGAGUACCAUUUGUAAGUGGGGGCUGUAUAAUAACUUUUACAUUUUACGAUUAUGAAUAAAAAUAAACAAGUUAGUCAUUAAUUCUAAGCAGGAAACGAUUUGCAUUAUUUUCACGCACCCCUCCCCGAAUCCCUCUGUCUCCCAAAAUAUAGUGUGACAGUAUAACGUGACUAAUUUUACGUAACCGGAAAUUCCAAAAAUAAUUGUCAUUCUACGAGUAUAAAAUGCGACAGGGUCAGCUACUUGCCACUGGGCUAAUUUACAUGAGACAGAAAUAUAUUGUAUUGGAUGAAACCCUGAUCUAGGGGCCUCACUGAUUGCACUGAGACUUAAAAUAGACGAUCCUAGUUUGCGGUUACAGUCUACAUGAAAAUGCACUAAUUUUUGGACAAGAUAAAAAAUAUUCAGUUUUAAUAUUUUCCUUUUGGUAGUUUUCUCUAACUUAAAGGAAUAACAUCCUUUGUAUUUUGUGACCUAAAAAGUUUAAAGAUUUCUCGCUCACAUGUUGCUUUCAAAUCAGCACGCACUUUAAACAAUGUAAAUAGAUGAAAAGAUUGAUAACAUAUUUUUUUACCUGAAACUGAUAUGAGUUAAAAAUUCGCUCGAGUUCACUGUUUGUCUCACGACACCCAUGACUAACUUUUCUUCAUGGCAGAUAACUAUGCCGCUUUAUAACUCCUCCAAAGUUUUUUUGCCAGCUAAACAAUAUGGAAACACCAUUCACAGUCCUUGGAUAUUAAAAAGACUGAACGUAACGCACAAUGUGCCCUUGUUUACCUCUGAUCACAUCUCCAAGCGAACUCUCUCUUUCCAAGCGAUUCAUUUCAAUGCACACUAAUUGACCCUUAUAUUAAUUAAACCCCUUGGUUCAUUCAUAUUAAAACUGCUUUUGCCCCUCACAUUUACUGUGUUCAUUCGUAUUCAAAACACCUUUAGGAAAAUAAAGGUUGUGUAAGUCGUGUAUUAUGUUUCGAGAUAAAUGGACUGUACUCUUUUUUAAGUUCCCAUUUUGCGGUGACUUCAGUUUACAUCUCCAUAAAGUGGCGAAAAUUUUCAAAGGCAUGUUUUUUGAAACUUGCUUAUACUGACAUCAAUGCAUCUGAUAUAUGGUGCUUGCUGAAUGGGCAAAAACACAGAAUUGUGAUCACAAGAUCAUGUACAAAUUUAAUGAUAAAAGCUUAGCAAGAUACAGAUACAAACAAAAGCAACCCCCCUGAAACCUUGACCUGCGCUACACUUGUAUGCUCUACUCACUCACCGAACCUUGUCAGUAAUAGCUCUUAUUUUCCUCAAGUCGGUCUUUGUGAAGCUCCCAGAUGGGAUGUUCCGGUGAAGCCUUGAACUUGUGUGCAAAAUUCUCAGAGUUCCUAUUUUUGUCUGUGUCUUCUUUAUCCUCAGUAUCCAAAAUUUAGAAAGUGGCGUGUGUUGCAUUAAAUAGAAGGAAAUAUUUAAAGGAAAAGCCAGUCUUCUAACAUGGCGAAGUUGUCAGGAUUCAUCUGACAUUCAUCAGCAACUGAGUUGUUCGCUUCACUGUGUACAACAGCUUACAAUCAAGUCUUCAGCCAUAGUGUCAUCAGCUGGUGAAAUACUUUGCUCAUAACUUGUGCUUAUUAAUUGCUCAUGUACUACAUUGAUCAAUAAUUCUCUUUUUGAGUUCACGAAGCGGCCCUGGCGUUCCAAACCUAACGCUUACAGUCAUCUUUUAGUGUGAACCUACCGUGAACGGCAUGUGGGUUUGUAUGCAACGUGAGCAUUUCUCUGAGUUUCCCAGUGCCAACAACAUCAACUGACUUAAACUCGAACAAUAAAAAAAUUAUAGAGUGACUCCUAUGAUCGAAUCCCUUCGAACAACGCAAAUAGCCUUCUUCAGGUUCGCAACGCCUUCUGGGUUUCUGGGGGCAGAGACGAGGUACAAAAAGUAUUCGUGCAAGGGUCCGUGCAAGGGAAAAUCGUAUGAAACCAUUUGUGAGAACAUAAUUUCUCGGUACCAGACCCUUGUGUCUUCCCUCCCCCGGGAGGCCAUUUUUCUACAAAAAAACCGAAUUUAUAACUGGGCUGCACAGGCAGCCCAGUAACAAUGUAUUGCUUCAAAAGGAUAACUUUACUAAUACAGACAGCCAACUGCCCAUUGAUCCCAAUCCACGGGCCUCAUUGAUUGCACUGACACUUUAAAUAGUCAAUCAUAAUUUGCGGUCUACAGUCUGAUGAAAACGCAUAAUUUUUUUUCCACAAGAUUAAAGUAAUCAGUUUAUAAGAUUUUUCUCGUUAUUUUUCUGCGACUUAAGGGAAUUAAAUCCUUUGCAUUUUGUGACCUAAAAGAGUUUAAAGAUUUCUAGCUCAUGUGUUUAUUUCAUCACUUUCAUGCACUUUCAACAAUGUAAAUAGAUGAAACGAUCAAUAACACAUUUUUUACCAUAAUGUUAAUAAAUUAUGAGUUGAAAAUUUGGUUGAGUUCAAUGUUUGUUUCAGCCAUGAGUAACUUGUUUUCAAGGCAGGAAAUUAUCCUGCUUUAUAACUCCUCUGAAUUUUUGUGCUAGCAACACAAUAUUGAAACACUAUGCACACUCCCUGGGUAUUAAAAAGACUAAGCAAACUGCUAGAGUGGGUGUGGUGUGUGUGUGUGUGUGGGUGUGUUUAGGCAAGGGGGGAGGAAGGGCUGCAAGGACAGGUUGUUAACCAUUUACAAAAAGUUUCCUGAAAAAUCCUGUUGAAGAAUUAAAUGGGACAUAGCUUUUUGGGUCAUUCCAGUGGAAAAGUUCCAGAACAACAGAACAUCUGGUAUUCCUGUCCAAAAGGUAUUCCAGAUGGUAUGUUUCAAACAGACAAUUUGUGUUCUAUAAUUUUGUUAAAACCCAUCUAGUUUCAGGCUUUCAUGACCGUUUUUCAGUACAAGGAACUGAGUACAAGGAAAUUUACAAGUCCUGAACUUUUCUUUCCAUUUGCCUUAACUGUUUAACUAAGGAGUCUGCCCAUGUAAAUGGUAAACAACCAAGAUGUCAGUAAAUGACAUGUAGUAGUAACUAAAAGGAGAAUAAAGAAUCAUUUUAUAAAUUUAGAUCCUUUUUUUUAGGACUGGAAACUUGAGACCUUGUGUGAUUUGUAUGAGACUCUUACAAUUACUCAAGCUGUGAUUUUCCUGAACACAAGAAGGAAAGUGGACUGGCUCCAGGGGAAAAUGAUGGAAAAGGACUUCACAGUUUCUUCUAUGGUAUGUCAUAUUUUAUAAGGUCAUAAAGUACAUAUUGAUCUUUGUGUACUGUUUUUUUGUUUUUCUAUGAACAAGCUGUAAAAGCAGCAACACUAGACAUUGACCCCCUUUACACGCGCUAAAAAAAAAUCGGCACAGCACGCCAAAUUUUUGGCACCGUGCCUUGUUUACCAGUGCUGAGACUACCUCUUUCACACUAUUCUCCAGUAACGUUACACCUUUCUCCUGCUACUAGAAUUCUUAAUGAAAACCUUGAUAGAUGAGAACAUUUAAAAUGAGGAGGAGGAGGAGGAGGAGGAGGAGGAGGAGGAGAAGGAGUGGAGGCAAUGAGGAGGCAAAGCCAUUUCUUGACAAUCAUGAGCCUUAAAUAAAAGCAAACUCUAAAUCUACAAUCUACAUAAUCAUCAUGUUGUAACUGUUUACAUUGUUUACUUGCUGCAUUUCUAAUGAGGAUAUCAUUAUUCUACUAUGUUUUGUAGCAUGGUGACAUGGAUCAGAAAGAGAGAGAGGUGAUCAUGAAGGAAUUCCGUUCUGGUUCCAGUCGAGUGCUCAUCACUACUGAUUUGUUGGUAAAUGAAUGUUUGUUUUUCCUCAUCGAGGCAGUGCUCUGUAAGAGGAAUGUUGCUUUCAUGUGCUGUGGGUCUUUAUCAGAAUCAUUAACGUGCUGAUUGUCUUCAUAAGAUACUAUACAACAGUUGAAGCAUGUCAUAUUGAAUAAUUUACGCAGAUGAUCAGCAAGUUUGUGGUUCUGAUAAAGCAGCAAUACAUAUAGAAUGGAUAGUGAACUUACCACAUUGGUUCACUGGUAUGCCAUAAAAUUAUUAAUGUGUGAAGGUAAAUCCUGAGAGGUCUUUAAGCUACAUGUAUGAUUUUGGAUGGGGGAAUUGUGAGUCACUGAAACUGUUUCCUGUUGUCUUGUGCUGUGGAUUGCAAGGAUGGACGUGGAUUGAAACUUAAAAGCAUUUGGCCAAUUUUCCCAAUUUUUAAUGCUUUUCAUCAUGCAAAAAUCACCUAAAAUUAUUUUGGUUGGUGAGACUUUAUUUAUAUUUUCUUCAUAACUCUAAGUAAUGACCUUAGCACAAAAUUAACCUAAAACAGCUAUAUCUUCAUGACAUAGCCCCUUUGAAAGACUAAAUCUAAUGUAAUGUGGAUUCUAUUUUUACAGGCACGUGGUAUUGAUGUACAACAAGUUUCUUUGGUUAUAAACUAUGAUUUGCCUGGGAAUCGUGAAAACUACAUUCACAGGUUAGGAAUGAGCAUGGAAUCUGUUCUUAACAAUAUUUGGAGUUUCUUUUGGUGUUUUGGGGUAAAAAUAUUUUCUUCGAGGCUUGGCAGUGUCUUCAUAUCAUAAAUUUCCCAAAGUUCCCUUAUACAAUUUUUCUUAUACUGAAGAACAAACAUUACAAAAUGAAAAUUGGCAAACAGUGAUUUUCGAAUAAGUUUCUUUCAAGUGGUAGAUGCAUGACGAAUUUUACAGUUUUAUGUUUAACAGAAAAACUGAAAAAAAGAUUGAAAAGAGUUCAUAUGAUUUUGGGGGACGCGGUUACAAAAUUACAGACAUUUGUAUGGAUCUUUAACCGUGUUCCAAGAAUCAUAACUUGAUCCCUGUUCAACUUUAGAGCACCAAACCCUGUCAAAUAACCAAUCUCAACAUGACCUUUUAUAUGGUUGUGUCAGUUUAUCGAUUAGUUUAAAUUUGAAACUCGCCCCAGUUCCCUACGCAACUCCGAAAUUCUCAACUUAUCGAAAAUUUUGCUUUUUAGGAUUGGUCGUGGUGGUCGUUUUGGCCGUAAAGGUGUUGCUAUCAACUUUGUUACCGAUGAGGAUAAACGUAUUUUGCAGGAUAUUGAAACGUUCUACAACACAGUAAUAGAGGAAAUGCCUAUGAACGUGGCGGAUCUUAUCUAA